Messenger RNA from Theileria annulata, 585 nucleotides. RefSeq names its product cytochrome C1 heme lyase, putative. Gene Ontology annotation, cellular component: mitochondrion. The transcript is spliced from 2 exons. The coding region runs from base 1 to 585 and encodes 194 amino acids. Gene Ontology annotation, biological process: cytochrome c-heme linkage. Lineage: Eukaryota; Apicomplexa; Aconoidasida; Piroplasmida; Theileriidae. Gene Ontology annotation, molecular function: holocytochrome-c synthase activity. The record is from RefSeq and is a predicted model, not a curated record.
AUGAGCUGCCCCUCAUCAAAUGAUACCGGGUCGUAUUGUUCUUCCAAAAAUCAUAUUGGUCCAAGAAUUUCACCGGAUCCUGUUGCACUUUCUAAGCUAUGCUCAAAGAGGUCAAAAUCUUCUAUUCCUUCCAGAGAUUCUCUUUGGUCUUAUCCUUCACAACAGCAAUUCUACAAAUCAACCCUAAAUAAGGGUCACAAUGUUGACUCUAAUUUGAUUCCCACAAUAGUUGAAAUUCACAACUUGGUUAAUGAAAAGGCAUGGGAACGUGUUAUGGAAUAUGAAUCAGUUCACAAAGAAACUUGCAAAAAUCCAGUUCUCGUUCAUUUCGUUGGAAAUAAGGAUAAACAUACUUUUAAAUCAAUUUUAAAUUAUAUAUCUGGUUACAAAUUACCAUUUGACAGGCACGACUGGACUGUUGAUAGGUGUGGCAAUCGCAGAAGAUACAUUUUGGAAUUUUAUGAAGGCUCUACUGAUGAUCCUAAUAAACUGGGUGUGCACAUCGAUGUUAGGCCUGAUCUUUCCUUCAACGGGAUUUGUGAUAGACUCAGAUUCUGGGUUCACAAAUCUUUUAGUGGUAUAUAA